Messenger RNA from Aspergillus aculeatinus CBS 121060, 3433 nucleotides. Its product is annotated as putative sister chromatid cohesion factor (Chl12). The transcript is spliced from 2 exons. Lineage: Eukaryota; Fungi; Ascomycota; Eurotiomycetes; Eurotiales; Aspergillaceae. The coding region runs from base 109 to 3273 and encodes 1054 amino acids. The record is from RefSeq and is a predicted model, not a curated record. Gene Ontology annotation, molecular function: ATP hydrolysis activity; ATP binding; DNA binding. Gene Ontology annotation, cellular component: nucleus.
CCGUGAAUAGACAAUACCCCUACGAAAAAGCAUAGAAAGCAUCGACUCGAUUCGCCGGUCCGUGAGUUGGCUUGGUUGCCGUCGUCGUCGCCGCCGGGUGUUUUGAGGAUGCCGUUUAUUUCGUCGCCUGCGGCUGCGGCUGCUCCUGCUGCGGCUGCUCCUGCUGCUGGUGGUGGUGGUGCGGGGGAGGUAGGGGUGUCGGAGACGCAUAAGCGGAAGAUUGAGGAAAGGGGGAAUUCUGCUGCUGCGGAGGUGGUUAAGAGGCCGAGGAUGAUGGGUGGGUUUUUGGACGAUGAGGAUGAGGAUGAUGAUGAGGAUGGGAUGGAGGCCUUGCGGGAUAUGCAGCAGAUGGAUGCUGGUGGAGGUGGGGUGGAUGAGUGGGUUGCUCUGCCUGGGUCGGCGUCGUUGUCGAAGCGUCCGGAGCGAUCGAUGCAGUCGGUUACGGCUGCGGAGCCUAAGAAGCCGAAGGUCAUGGGUGGGUUUCUGGAUGAUGACGACGAUGACAACAACGACGAGGAUGAGUUGGAGGCGCUGCAUGAUGCGCAAUUCAAGAGUCAGUUCAUGAUGCAGGAGCAACUCAUUGAGCAGCCACUCGUCGACCUGCCUGCCAUUCCGAGGCCGUCGCAGAUCCCCCCGCCGCCGCUGCAGGAGCCGAGCAGCUCGAUGCCCACGACCAUGUCGCUACCCUCGCGCAGACCGACGAGGUCGAUCCAGAUCAAGACCUGCUCGGGCAAGACGCAUCAUGUUGCUCUGAAGAAGCCGGCGAGUAGGGUGUCGUACGAAAGACUCGUGGCCGGUCGUUCGACUCCGGCCCCUGGUCGAGCUCAGAAAGCUUACUAUGGUAUUGAGAUUCAUCGGCUCUUGGACGAAGCUGCGAAGGAGGAGGAAGAUUGUGCUUCGAAGGUGGCGAGACCACGCCCCUCCCAUACGAUCCAACCGUCAAUCGAGCCCGCGCUGGACGCUGGCCACAACAGCAAGGCCAGUAAGCACGCUAAGGCGAUGUGGACGGAGAAGUACCGCGCACGCAAGUUCACGGAGCUGAUUGGCGAUGAGCGCACCCAUCGACACGUCUUGCGGUGGCUGAAAGGGUGGGAGCCGAUUGUCUUCCCCAACCUGGGCCGGUCGAAGGCGAAGAAACCCAUGCGGAAGGACAACAACGAGGAUGAGGAGCCGGCUCACCGCAAGGUCUUGCUUCUGUGCGGCCCCCCGGGACUGGGGAAGACCACCCUUGCGCAUGUCUGCGCUCGACAGGCGGGCUACGAGGUCCUCGAGAUCAAUGCUAGUGACGACCGGAGUCGAGAUGUUGUCAAGGGUCGAAUCCGGGACUCCCUUGGAACGGAGAACGUCAAAGGAAUGAAUGUGGAGGUCGGGGAGGACAAAGUGCGCAAGGCGGGACGGCCGGUGUGCGUGGUUGUAGAUGAAGUGGACGGGGUCGUGAGCGGAUCUGGGGGCAGCGGUGAAGGUGGCUUCAUGAAGGCCUUGAUCGAUCUGGUGAUGCUGGAUCAAAAGAAUUCGGCACGGAAGGCUGAGAAGACGUCGACCACUGGCAAGAAGAAGAAGGGCGACAACUUCCGCUUUCUGCGGCCUCUCAUUCUGGUCUGCAAUGAUGUCUAUCACCCCAGUCUCCGGCCGCUGCGGACUGCUGCUAUCGCUGAAAUCAUCCAUGUGCGCCAAGCGCCAAUCGAGAACGUUGUUGCGCGGAUGAAGCGAGUGUUCUCCAUUGAAGGCAUACCAGCAGAUAACGACGGGGUCCGGCGUCUCUGUGAGGCGUCCUGGGGCAUUGCCCGGAGGAAGCAGAUGGGCGUCAAAAGCAGCGGAACGGCUGAAGGCGACAUUCGCAGUGUGCUUGUUGCAGCCGAGUGGGUGGCGCACAAGCUGCGCAGCGAGUGUCCAUCCACGCUGAGGCUGACGCGCAGCUGGCUGGAGCAGAAAGUCCUCAGCGACAAGACCGGUGGCGGGACGUUCUUUAAGGGCCUGAACCGCGGUGGUGUCCGAGACCUCGUGGACCGCGUCUUCACCGAAGGCGCUGGGUUCGCCGACGCCCCCGUGGGCGCUGAUUCCUUCCGGGACCCCUACGACGACUCGGCCCGAGUCCCCGUCGGCGUGGCAGACCUGCGCAAGCGCCAUGCCAUCAACCGCCUGCGCGAGAUGGUCGACGCCAGCGGCGAGCACGACCGCUGCGUGUCCGAGUGCUUCUCCUCGUACCCCUUGCAGACCUACCAAGACGACACUUUCCUCUCCAAACCCAACACGGCCUACGAAUGGCUGCACUUCCACGACACCAUCUCCUCCAAGAUCUUCUCCCACCAGGACUGGGAACUGAGCGCCUACCUCAGCCAGCCUGUCCUCGCCUUCCAUCACCUCUUCGCCUCGACCUCCGGCAAAGCCAAAGCACCAACAACAACAACAACCUCCUCCGCGGACGCCGACAAAGACGCCGCGGAGGAAGAGCACCCAUUCUCCGGGCCCCGCGCCGACUUCGCCGCCUACGAGGCCCAGAAGCAGAACCGCGCCCUGCUGACGGAGUUCCAGUCCUCCUUCUCGGCACCGUUGAGUCGACUCUUCCGAUCCACGGAGUCGUUAGUGCUCGACCUCGUCCCCAACCUCGUCAAGAUGCUCUCGCCGGACGUGAAACCGGUCGUCGUCCGCGGCAGCGGCGAGCAGCGGAGCGUGGCCAGCGUGCGCAAGGAGAGCGAGCGCGCGCUCGUCCAGGCCGCCGUGCGCGUCAUGUCCGGUCUCGGCGUGCGGUUCGAGAAGGUCCGCGUCGAGGGCGCCAGCGGUGCGCACAGUGGAUGGGCCUAUCGAAUGGAACCACCCCUCGACACCCUCAUCACCUUCUCCCAAACCAAAACCAACACAUCCACCACCACCACCGCCUCCGCCCCCGUCCGCUACGCCGUCCGCCAAGUCCUCGACCAGGAAUACCGCAAAGAAACCACCCUGAAGAAAUCAACCGAUGGCGGCCUCAAACUCACCAACCCCAAAUCCAGUGCCAACAAUGGUACCCAGAAACCCAACCCCGACACAACCAAGAAACCCGGCGCCGCAGCAGACGGCGUCGCAGUGAAACGCGAUUUCUUUGGACGGAUCAUCCAGGAGCCGCCGGUGUCGGCGGCAGAGGGGGCCGAGAAUGACGACGCUCAUCAGAAGAAUGCGGCGGCGCAGACGGAAAUGUCCAAGAGCGGGAGAAGGGUGUGGGUGACGUACCAUGAUGGGUUUUCGAACGCGGUGCGUAAGCCCAUUUCUUUGGCGGAGUUGUUGGGUGAUUUGUAGAUUCGCUUUCUGGUUUUGGGGAGCAAUGAUUGAAUGAGGUUUGUGGUUCAUGUAUAUGGUAUUGCUAGGUUAGGGCUGGUGUUUAGUUUGUAUGGGUUAUGGUACGGUAAGGGAUCUGGGGCGGGCGGGGGCUUUCAUUGAACGAGUUUAUACUUAGGUG